Boeremia exigua is the source of this 1431-nucleotide messenger RNA. RefSeq lists its product as uncharacterized. NCBI's taxonomy places the organism in Eukaryota, Fungi, Ascomycota, Dothideomycetes, Pleosporales, Didymellaceae. The record is from RefSeq and is a predicted model, not a curated record. Bases 183 to 1382 code for a protein of 399 amino acids. The transcript has a single exon.
GCUCCUCAAUGGGCGUUCUGCAACCCAAUUGACCGUCUCACUGACAUCAGGGUGGCUGUUACUGGAUGCAUGCGUCAUGGAUGAUCAUGUCGUGAACCAACGACAUUGCUACAUCAGCGAAGGUCCACCCAGAUACGGAGAUGCUCUGCGAGAUUUAAACCGACCUCCUCCUCCUUUUAGAUAUGCAAUCUUCCAAGUUCAUUAGAUCAACUCUCAGCUUGCGAAUUACGCCUAGAUAUACACCACAAUUACGAACAUUUGCAACUCGUUUGUCUAUCCGACCAUACUCUACUGACAACACCGAUCGAUUGAAGGGCCCAGUCGCAAACAAAUCUUCGAUACCCGGUAUGGAGGCCAUUAAGAACACCAUCGUCGAGAAUCUCGGCAAAAUGGUUCCUGGCAACGAGCUCGCCUCACCAGAGAAUCAGUUCUCGCUCGACGCUGUACCAGACUUGACCGGCAAGGUCGCCGUCGUCACAGGAGGCUCAGAGGGCAUCGGUUAUGGUUGCACGCACACACUACUUUCAAAGAACAUCCAGAAGCUCUUCAUCCUAUCCCAGUCCGAUGACAUCGCUUCAGAAGCCAUCAAUGCGAUCAAGCAGGAGAUGGGUGAAGAGAAGGGCAAUCGCGUAGUAUGGAUGAAGUGCGAUCUGUCCGACUGGGAAGAGACCGGCCGCACCGCCUUUCAAAUUUCCGAGCAAACAGACAGAAUCGACAUUUUGAUCAACAACGCCGCUCGCGGUAUCAUGACCUACCAGCUCGCGAAGAAUGGCAUCGACCUGCACAUGGCAACCAACCACUUCGGGCACGUAGUCCUCACAUCGCAUCUUCUCCCCGUCCUCAAAGAGACAGCCAAGAAGGACAAGGUCCGCAUCGUCUGCACAUCCUCCAACUUGCACGAGCAGGCGCCGAGCGAUACAGAGUUUGCCUCCAUCGACGAGUUGAACCGCGACCUCGGUCCGCAGCCACAGUACGGCCGCGCCAAGCUUGCCAACCUUCUGUACGCAAAGUAUCUUGCACGCCACUUGACAAGCAAACACCCAAACAUCCUCGCCAACGCCAUCCACCCCGGCAUCGUCGAGACGCGGCAGUCGACGGAGCACAUCCACGAGGCGUUCCCGCUUGCAGGGUACGCUAUGAGCGUGGGCGCGGCGCCGUUCAAGAAGACGCAGUUUGAGGGUGCCGUGAGCACGAUGUACGCUGCCACCACGACGGAGAAGAGUGGGCAGUAUGUUUGCCCGCCCGCAACCAUAGAACAGGGAAGCGACAAGGCCAACGAUGUCGAGUUGGGCGAGAGGCUGAUGGACCUCACGUGGAAGGUUGUCAAGGAGAAGACGAAGAGUCAGAGUGCGGAUAAGGGGUGUCCUUUUAAGGAGUCGUAGAUUAUGGAAGUGAGAAUAGCAUAGCAAAAAGCAAGACAAUCGAAAAUGC